GUCAAACAUGGUCUGCUCAACUUGCACACUGAGCACCCACUGUUGGUACCUUAGUUGCUCCUGCACCCUUGUCUUCUCCUGCCCCAGAUCACCUGGCUGAACAAGCAAAGAGGGGGAAAGAUUUGUCCAGUCUACCAGAUGAUCAGCUGCACUUAGAACUUUCAAAACAGGCUCUGACUAUGACUGUACUUCUCCUGCAGCAACUCUGUGACUGGGUAGGAUUGUGGCCAUGUCUUGGAAAUAAGUUCCAUUAAAUCAAUGUAUUUAGGAUUGGAAGCUUUUCCAAGAUUAUUGCUAGCAGUAUUUUAAAAGCUGUGGAUUACACAGGACCAAUCUGUCUGAGGAACUGUCACCUUUCUACUGCUUUAUCUUUUUACUACCAGCUUCUACUGGUUGAGAUUGCUGACCCUCCAACCGCUGAUGAGAAGCAGGAAUCCAGGAUACCAAAUCUCCUCCCCAGAACAUUGAAGGUUUUUCUGCAGUUUCUGGUGAGAAGAUGCUGGUGUGUGCUUAACUUUGCUAUCUGGCUACUCUGACCCUCUUUUGUCAUCAGGCUUGUCUUCUCACCUUCAGUGGAGGAGUGGGACAGAGAUAGUCAUGGACAGCAGGAGGACAGAAUCAAAUUUGAACCAAGCUUCCUGCAAAGCUCCAAAAAGGGAGAGCUCUGUGCCUUGAUAUUCCUUGAGUAAAAUGCCUCACAAUCAUCCCAGGAAGCCGAGUCCAAUCCCAGAGGUGACGUGGGACCCUGGGCUGAAGGAAAUGAAUGAGACCUGGAAAAGAGCUCUUGCCUGCCUUGGGGUAACUGUGUUUUUUGUGAUGACCAUUGGGAUUAUUUACUGGCAAGUGGUGGAUCAGCCAAACAAGAAUUGGAUCCUGAGAGGGAAUGCCAGUGGUCUUAUCUGGGAAAGAAAAGCUCACUCCCUCAUCCUGCAGACUUUGAGUGAGGAGAAAACUUUGCUGGAGAUUCACAUGGGAAGCCUCUCCGAUGUGGAGGUACCUUUCAUGAAGAACCUGUGUUGGUUAAACAAGACAGAAUUCUGUUACACCUGGGAAGCUACAGCAGACCUGAAGAUCUCCUUGGAACCCAGCUUUUCUUCCAACACUGAGUGCUACAGCGUCAGUUGGACCCCUCUGCGUUGCCAGGUUAAAUUCAAGGACUGCUUUUCCAUGGUAAAUAUUUCCUGGUAUGGAGGAGCAAGUGUCAGCAGCCAGCAUUGGCCUCUGAACAAUGCAAACAUCAAGUCCCAACCAUUCAUUGUCAGCAGCCUUGCCAAAACCCCAGCGGCCUAUGGCUCUGUCUUAGAAAGAUAUUUUUUGGGAUCAACUGGGGUGACAGUGAUGAUUGCCUCAGAUAUAUCCAUCUCCCUCUCAGUCGAGAAGAACAAACAUUUUUGCCUUGAGAGUACUGUUGGCAUUGACAUGGCAUCCCUGCAGUACACAGUGUGUGUCAGUCAAAACAUCACAUCUGCUCAUCAGGAAGUGGGAAGCCAGCUUUCAGGACAACAGCGGAGGCUGCCAGAUACUGACAUACUAAGGUUGCCUGUCUGGGGCUAUUACGGAACAGCAGAUUCUGCUGCCAAAAUGGAGCGAGGAUUAAGAUCUUUCUUCAAUAGACUGCAAAGACAUCACCUCGGAGAGGGGCUAAUCACUCUCAAUGAACAUUCCACACUGCUACUUGGUAAUAUGGACCACGCAUAUUUACCUGUGCUGAGAAGAAAAAGGCUGCAUACUGUAAGACUUGCCAUGGACUACCCACUUAUAAAGCAUCUCAAACUUUCCAUAACUCUGUCCCCUUAUGCAAGCAUCAACUCCCAACUUUUUCAGAUGUCUCUGCAAGAAGGCAAAGAAGACUUCUGGCUGAGCCGCCACUCUGAAUCUGGUGACUACUCGGUGCCGCUGCUCACCAGAUGGAAAGGGGAGUUUUCUGCCCGGCUAAAUGUAACCAGCCAGGCUGCAGUGCUCUGGUACAUGGACCGAGUGAGCCUCUUGAGGCAGCAUCUGGGAGCAGAGUAUGUGAUUUUUGAAGGUGGGGAAGGCAACUUGUUUAUGGAGCAAGCAAUCCCACCCCCCACGGAAUUUGGAGGGGAUAAGUACAUUCGCACUUUAGCCUCGAUGGCAGCUAUACUAGGAAAUUCAUCCAUAAUGAGUGCUGCAACAAGAGCUAGCCACCUGCCACUCUUUCUCCAAAUGAACCCACGCCGGUCUGACUGGAGCUAUGCUGGUUUAAAAGGGAUUAUUCCAUCUGUGCUUCACUACAGUCUUCUUGGUUAUAACUUUUUUAUUCCAGAUGCAAUAGGAGGAAGUCUUGCAAAUGAAUUUGUGAUUGAUGAAGAGCUGUAUAUUAGGUGGUUACAGAUUGUGACUUUCCUUCCUGUGAUGUCUUUCCGCAUUCCACCGUGGGUCUGUUGUGAGGACUGGGUGCUGAAUCUCACCAGGCGCUAUAUUCAGAGGCAUCAGCAUUUUGUGGUGCCUCUCAUUGAAAAAUACAGCAAGGAGUGGCUCUCCAAGGGGUAUCCUAUUUUUCGACCAGUGUGGUGGCUCAGUCCAACAGAGUCAGUCACCUUUAAGAUUGAUGAUGAAUUUCUCAUAGGAGAUGAGGUACUUGUUGCCCCAUUAACAGAACAAGGGCAAAGUCUGAGAGAUAUUUACUUGCCCAGAGAGGGUCAGAAGUGGAUGGACACCAACACUGCGCAGGUGUUUGAUGGAGGGACCUUCAUCAGGAACUAUUCUGUCCCUCUUGUGGAUGUACCUGUUUUCAUUAAGACUUUCUAGAUUCCAAAUCUAUCCUAGAUCUCAUAUGAUUUACCUGUACCUCCAAGAAGGGAAGAGUUGCUGGCAGGAACAUCCAUGCGACUAGGAAGUUCUCUCUUCCUUUGAAAAGAGUGUUCAGCCUGGUGCACUUUUCCAGAAUCUACAUACUAAACAAAUAUUAAAAAUGUACAUUUAAAAUAGAUUUCCCCCCAUGUCUACAGUUCAAAAAUCGUAAAGUUCUGCAGGAGCUUCUGGUGGGCUGGGCUGAUGCAGCUUUGUACCUUGAACCCCCACAUGUGUCAGUACUCUUUUUCAAAGAAGUAGUUGAAAUGUCUGGUUUGCAGGGGGAAAAGUCCAACUCCCUCCAUUCCCACUUUUUUCUCCAGCCAGGAUUCUAGAUCUGUGUUUGUUAUGGAAUUCCUUGGCACAAUGCAGCCUCUCCAAGACUGACUUGAUCUUUUAUGAUUUUUUCCAU
Messenger RNA from Rhineura floridana, 3226 nucleotides. Its product is annotated as SITS-binding protein-like. The transcript is spliced from 14 exons. The record is from RefSeq and is a predicted model, not a curated record. Bases 691 to 2772 code for a protein of 693 amino acids. NCBI's taxonomy places the organism in Eukaryota, Metazoa, Chordata, Lepidosauria, Squamata, Rhineuridae.